Messenger RNA from Nematocida minor, 285 nucleotides. Its product is annotated as small ubiquitin-related modifier. Gene Ontology annotation, cellular component: nucleus. Gene Ontology annotation, molecular function: protein tag activity; ubiquitin-like protein ligase binding. The record is from RefSeq and is a predicted model, not a curated record. NCBI's taxonomy places the organism in Eukaryota, Fungi, Microsporidia. The transcript has a single exon. The coding region runs from base 1 to 285 and encodes 94 amino acids. Gene Ontology annotation, biological process: protein sumoylation.
AUGCACAUACAAGAAAUAAAAGAGGAGAAUCCAAAGCCGACUCUGCAGCUCAAAGUCACAGACCAGACGCAGAAAACAUCUACAUUUGUCAUGAAGAAAAAGACAAAGCUGAGCAAGCUCUUUAAAGAGUACUCGGAGAGAGCAGAGCUCAACGCGCACAAGCUUAGAUUCGUGCACAAAGGCGUAACUCUCAGCGGUGAAGACACGCCAGAGUCUGUUGGCCUUGAGAGCGGUGAUUUACUCGAGGUCUUUAGCUCGCAGGUAGGAGGAGGUAUUUGUGUAUAG